AGAGUUACCAACUAAAUCUUCAGAGAGUACCACAGAACCGGCACAACUAACAACCGACGAAGUCUCCGAGGAACAGAAGACAGGUUGAUAGAUUGAUAUCCAUAAAUUGAAAUAAUAAGAAACAUAUUGUUUGCAUUUAAAUAAACCAGUCCACAAAUUUUACACCUCGACGUACAAUACCGUGUUAAGAUAGCGGCGGUUUUAAGUUACUGUUAGGGACCUACCACACCACUUACAAUGCAGACAUCCAAGAUGGCGGCGAUUUUGAACACCAGUUUAGGUUUUGCCAUGAUAAGGUUAUUUGCACAAAAAACAAAUUACUUCAUGUUACCCUUUUGUUGUAUCUGGUAACCAUGACAACCGAUUGUCACCAUACUUGGCAAAAAUGUGUCUUUAGAUUAGAGAACAGGAGAACAGCUACCUAGAGGUGUGAGGCUCUAGAAAAACCACAUGAUGAAUAAUGAUAAUAAUAAUGAUAAUGAUAAUGAUGAUGAUAAAAUGAUUGACAAGCAAUAUUUUUCACCGAUGAGUCGCCUAUGUGGUGAAAGGGAGGAAACUGUCAGCCAUAUAACAACAGAAAUACAAGAAAUUAGCUCAAAAGCAAUAAAAGAACUGGAGGCACGAUCAGGUUGCUAAAGUUGUUCAUUGGAAUCUCUGCCAAAAUUACGAUCUGUAGUGCAAAGAAACUUAGUACAAUUAGGGAGUGAUGGAAAAUGACCAAGUGCAGUUACUGUGGGAUUUCAGAAUUCAGACUGUGAUCACCAUUUAGAACAUAACAGGCCCGAUAUAGUUCAUUCAUUCAUUCGUUUUCAUUCAUUCAUUCAUUUUUUUUUUCCAUUAACCAGAAAUACAAGAACAGUAUACAGAAACUUAUAAUACAUUAAAGAUAAUAUACAAUAUUCUAACUAAAUUAUUUACAAGAUCAGAUAUUUAAAGUGGUAAUGACAAGGAAGUCUAUAAACUAUAGACUUCCUGAAACUAUAGGGUAAACGGCCACGCAAGUUAAGUCGUAUUGGAAAGGGGAGCAGAGUGUGCCAAACCAUCGAUGUAACAUGUCCUUUUGAUACCCGACUUGCAGAAAAAGAACGAGAGAAGAUCGACUACUACUAGGACUUAAAAGUGGAAUACAAAAGAUGUGGAACUGGAAAAACGUAUCUGUUGUUCCAAUUGUAAUUGGGGCACUUGGGGCAGUGACCAAGGAGCUGGACGUAGCCAAAGAACUAGAGCUGCUACGGAAAGCAUGCAACAUUGUAGAUCCCAGCUACAAAUCACUGUUUUAAAACGAAACGAGCUUCAGCGCAAUGCUGCGUGUAAAAAGCACAAUCCAGGCCUUAAAGCGUCUUUCGACAGUAACUAAAGUACAAAAUGCGAUAGAAAAGAACUUUAUGCUAUUUGUAGUUAUUCAAGCCUUAAAAAAGUCGGUUAUGUUCCUCUGCAUGCUCUGUACACCUUUCGCAAAUCGUUAUUUGAUAUACAGCGGUUAAGCUUUUGAAAUCGCGCACCUUGCAAACACAAACUAUGAUCACCUGAUCACUGCAAUAAAGAGGUUAAAUUUAUGUGAAUUUACUCUCUGGUGUCGAGAUUUAAUGUGCGUCGUCAAUAUUAGAGAGAUUCCGUAUUAUGGAGGUUUUUUUGAUAAUUUUUUGAUAUUUUUUUCGGGACAUUAGAAACUGUCCGUAUUAGAGAGAUGUCCGUACCGAGAGGUUCGACUGAAGUAAUAAUAAUUAUCAUAAAAAUUACUAUUAUUAUUAUCAUUAUUAUUAACGGCAGUGCUAUAAUUAUUUGCAAUCACAAUAACUAUAUCUACUUCACCUCUCUGUACAUUAUAUUUUUAUUCAGAUUUCACUUUCGAAGUUCGUGUUAACGAGGAGUGGGACGACCAAUUAAAGGACGAGAACAGUGAGAAAUAUAAGAAAAUAUCCACAGUGCUUAAAGAACAGGUACAGUUAACCAGGGAGGUACAGUAUCAGAUUUAAUUUUUUCAAACUGGCAAGAUUUUUUCCUUGGGAAUCCCCUCUUAUCCCUUUUCAUUGCAUGCUUCCCAGGCAACAAUAAACGUUUUUGGCCAAAAUUAAGUUCAAUAGUAUGUCGUUAAGUAAAAAACACUCUAACUCAUCACGAGUAAAUUUAAUGUGUAGUUUAAAAAAAUAACAAUAAACUAGAAGACUGCCGAUGGAAGAUUCAUUUAGUUUAAAAUCCCAUUUUAUAAUAAUUUAUGUCCUAGCAAAAAAGACUUUUUAUUAGCUGACAGGGAGUAUGUUAUAACGCUUUUGAUCGUCAAUACCUUUUUGAAGAGUACUGAACAAAGAUUACCUAAAUAUUUCUUAGAGUCGAGGUGGCUCAGAGGUGAACAAUUUUGCACUUCCUUCUCUCAAGCCUUAACUGCCAUUUCGUUUAGAUACUUGUACUAGUAUUUCGACAAGAAACUAAUUGCACUGUGAGUGUGUACAUGGGUACCCGCAACAUACAGCUGAGGGUAAUUCUGAUUUUGACUAGCACCCCAUCCAGAAGUUGGCCUAACAAUAAAACAAAACGCUUUCGCAACUGCCUCCAGGUUAAUCUCCCACCGUUUUGCUUUCACUCGCGCCUAACCAAAGUUUUCCCAUAGUCACGUAUUAAACUUAUAGAGCCUUUUCAUAUGAAGUCAGGUCCGCCAUGUUGGUGUCUCAAAAUUAUAAUACGGCGGCCAUGUGGAUGAUUGUAACUAGUCCUGUGGGAGUUGAACUCUCUUCUCAUGUAAACGUUUUCUUAAGUCGCAAUAAAUUUGCAAAGCUGCUGGCCACGUAAGUGAAAACACUCUAAACUAGGCUUAAUGAAGUAUUGAGAAAAUAUAUUAAUGUCUCUUGACGUUGCCAACUAAGUGCUAAUUUUGAUUGCUAUUUAGAAUUUUUUGUGCGUUAAUACAGGAAAAAACUCACUAUUUCUUUUUAUCUUUUUAUCUAUAUUCUUCACUCGACAUUGCAGAUUCAAAGAGCAUAUUUUGGAAAGUCUGAACUGCAAAAUGUGGAGAUAAUUUCAUUUAGGUAAUGUGCAUUUAAUUGUGAUUAUCAUUGGCAUCAUAAUCUUCAUCAUUAUUUUAUAACUAUUAUUAUCAUCAUCAUCAUCAUCACUAUUAUUAUUAUUAUUAUUAUUAUUAUUAGUCUGACAUCGGACUUUGUUCCCUUGACCGACUCUGGAGUAACCAAUCAACAGGUCCGCCCGGGCCUCCUAGUGAGUAUCAGGGAGGUGCAUGACUCUUUAUCAACCCUAAUUUAAUGUUGGGAAAGCAAUUGGCCCUGAUAUAUGAUACCGAAUAGGGUCUUAAAGGAUUUCGCACCUGAACUCGCCCCGCUAGUUAUGGAUAUUUAUAACUGCUCACUCAGGGAGGGCUAUGAUCCUGAUCUGCUGAAGCGAUCCAUAAUCAACCCCCUGCCCAAGGUUUCUCCGCCUCAAGAAAUUCAAUCUGACUUGAGACCUAUCUUCCUGACAUGCACCCUUGCCAAAGUCAUGGAAGGGUUUGCACGCUGCAGGCUCGUGGCCCAAAUUUCGGAAAAACUUCACCCACGCCAGUACGCAAGGGAGGGGAACUCCACCACGGACGCCUUGAUUUAAAUCCUACAGGUGAUUCACGGUGGCAACUGAUCGUGGGAAUUGUGGGGCUAGAAUGUUCUUUGCCGAUUACUCAAAGGGUUUUGACCUGAUUGACCAUUCGAUUCUUCUCAGGGAGUUUACUUCUUUCGAUAUAGACUCUUUGACAAUCUUAAUUAACUGGAUUAGGGCCUUCCUGACUGGGAGAUCGCAAGCUGUAAAAUUGGAAACUCUCUGUCUGAUUGGAAGUCAACCAGGGGAGGUAUCCCGCAAGGGACGAAACUGGGUGUGAUUUUGUUUGCUGUGAUGACCAACAAUCUCUUGCGUGGCUGGCAUUUGAGGAUUAAAUUCGUUGAUGAUACCACGGCAUUAGAAAUCCUGCCACUGAGGAAUGGUAUUAGCUUACUAAAUGUAGCUGUCAAUGAUAUUCACAAGUUUUCUAUCGAACAUAAUAUGAAAUUAAAUCCGAAAAAGUGCAAAGAAAUGUUAAAAAAUCUCCAUGAAUCUCCCCGUCUUAAUUUUGUUAGAACAAACCAGAAAAGACAAGGGACUUCCGCUUUUCACACGUCACACGUCACACAUCUAUCAAAACUGUCAACGCGCGAACAAGAUGAAUAAAAAAUCAAAACAUCACACCGAUGAACAUUUCUAAAAACUCAUCGGGGUUCUAGGAUUUUACACAGCACGACAACUAAAAACACAAUGAGAACAAAAAUAAUUUUGAACUGCAGGCGUCGAAAUUACUGUGAAUUUAAUUUUAUGGUGCAGUUUUGCUGAACGAGACAAGAAGCGAUACUGACGCCUGGAUUGCCGUAGUGAAUGGCUGCAUACCCUCUAUUUGUAGCUAGUUACUUGUGAUUUAUAUCCUUUAUGUCGGAUGAACAGACUGCAGUUAUCUAUCGGCGAGUGGCUUCGCGAUCAUGAAGAAACAAAUUGCGUCACCUAUGUUAUGUAAAUUACAUUACACUCUUCCCUCGAAACGUGAGUUUGGGGUGCCUGUGACCAGCCACACGUUAACAUCGUUUUCAUGCACCAAAAGCGCAGGUUUUCAAAAACGGUCCCCAAAGUAAAGAUUUUUGAAAACACCUACUUCUAGUAUACAUGUGCACGGACGAAAACGGAUGUUUGCGGUUAUGAUGAUGUCAUACAUCAUAUACUUCUAGUAUUACGUAUUCUCUGUGGGGGAUGCUAUCGUAUUUCAAUCGUUUUAGCGUUGUCAUGUGGACGUGCGGAAACGAUUCAAAUGUGCUUCGUGUGCACGCGUAUUCCUUCUUUUUUUUUUGGAAGCGGAAAAACAAUAAUAACAAAAAUAUAUCCGGAUACCUGUGGACGAGGCCUUAAUUCUUUGUGAUUUUUUUCCUCAGGAAAGGCAGUAUUGUAGCUGAAUUCAAACUGACAUUCAAAACGAGUCUAACUGCCAAACAAGCCAUGGCCCCACUAAAGCAAGAAACAGCCGAUGGAAAACUAGGGAGCUUAGAGGUGGACUCUAAUUCUUUGAAACUUAAGGACAACAAUCAAGGUAAGUUGCCAACGAGAUCUUACCCAAAAGUAAAUGGUACUGUGAGCGCGUUGAAAGCUGGAGAUGUAUCUUAAGUAGGUUGUAUCAGUUAUGGGCUCCUGGUUGAAUAUAUAUGAUGGUAUGAGUUUGGUUCUUCUAAUAUCCAAAACAUGUGCGGAGGUUGUAAACAUACUCGAAUUGAUCUGUAAGGAUUAGACUCUAAUGAUUGGUCAACUACUUUUCCAUUUUAUCGGUUGCCGGCGGUAUAAUAUUAUUGCCUGUGAGGACUCUAGGCGCUUUGCGUAGAAAUUUAUCGGCGUUUUUUUUCCCACGUUAAACAAGCUUUCUAAAGCAAUAUCUAAAGAGCACGUUCUACAUUUGUUAGAACUACAGCCACUGCGAUUUUUUUCUUUAAUCAUGAGCCUUAGACCUUAGGAUUGAAAUUGCUUUGUGACAUGGUACUUUAUUCUCAUUUACUCAAAUACUACCCUUGACCCACAAACACACUCAAUCAUUUUUAUUAGAAAAUCAUUAAAAAAAUUUAAGAUCUAUUGCUUCCACUGGCAGUUAUAUUGAAAGAACCAUGGAAAGUAUUACGAAAAAAAAAAAAAAUCAGUCGGAAUAUCUCGAAUCGCAUGUUAAUCUUGUUGGAUGUAUUUUGCAUUCCACCUAAUUAUUAUUGUCUUAUUAUUGUCACAGGUGGAAACAAGGAGGAAGAGUCCAGCAAGUCGUCCAAUCUGCCGUUAAUUAUUGGGGUUACGUGCGGUGCUAUCGUGUUAAUUGCCACCAUCGUAAUCUCGGUCGUUUUCCACUGUAGACGCUCCAAUCCACGUGAUACCAACAGCGAUCGCAUGCCUGCCGAAGGGAGCGGCUCAAAACGAGAGCGAUAUGAAUUGAAACCAAUAGAUUCGAAGGACAAAGACAUUGUUUCGGUUGAGGAAAAAGGCAUUAAUAACGAGGGAAUGGAAUAAACGGCCCACUGAUACCUCACCCCCGUCUUGCUAAAAUACCUUCAUUUUCUGAAUCUAGCAAAUGUGCUUACAAGCGACACUUCUUUUGACAGCAUCUUACUGUCUUCGAUAGGGCAGUGAGGUCAAGUUCUCACUGACGCUUGCAACUUCAAGCACAUGUUUUUGAUUGUUUGUUUUUAAGUUGUACUUUUUUAAUGUUUAUUUUUUUAGUGGCAGCUGCUUUUAUAGAAAUAUAUUAACCGUACAUUGCAAUACUAAAAUUAAAACCACGCUUGAGUGACAGUUUGCAUAGCAGAAGCUUCACCUUAUAUUUCAGUAUUACGCUAUUGCGUCUGAAAGUAGACGUUACCUUGGUAGCAAAAGUAUUUCUUGACAGAGAUGGACAUUUGCAUUGUCCAACGAAGGAAGAAACGUAUGGGCACUGCAUGAAUUCUCCUCUGGAAUUAUGCUCAGGAAAAUCAUGCAUGUCGAUUUUUAUUUCCACAAUUUUUGCAGGACCACGGUUUGUUGAGAUCCAGAAAUUUUGCUACCAUGGCU
This is a messenger RNA of Porites lobata, 6573 nucleotides long. The record is from the annotation of a GenBank genome assembly. NCBI's taxonomy places the organism in Eukaryota, Metazoa, Cnidaria, Anthozoa, Scleractinia, Poritidae.